AUGCCUGCUCAGUCCACACUUGAUGCUGUCGAUCGGAGUGUGAAGGGUGCGGAAGAGUUGCUACAAGUGAUAGAGUCAAUGCGACGUGCUUUGGAAGCUGCCGUCUCUCGGAAACUGAAAGAUUUUGGGAUCGUGUCAGAGCCUUUCAAGGCGAUCAAGCGAAUGCAUGAAGAGCUCAAUCAGUUGUUUCGACUUCACUUCGCGACCAUUGCCGAGCAGAGUGUGUCUGCCACCCAUGGACCUGGUUCGAAGGUCCUCGAAGUUGAACGGGCUACACACCCAACCGGUAAGGAGGCAAUUUCUGUCGAACAAAAGGUCCCUGACAAAACCAACGACGAUGAUGAUGAGACAAGCGAGCAAGGUGCUGCCACAUCCCCAGGACCAGGAGACAACACGGACAAAUCCGAUGAGGAGACAAAGCUGUCCGAAAUUGAAAAGCCCCUUGACGGUGAUGAAGAUGACAUGUCCGAAGGCGAAAAGGCAACUGACACAAGUGUGCAAGGUGCUCCCACAUCCUCAGGACCACAAGACAACACGAACAAAUCCCUUGAUGAGGCAAAUCUGUCCGAUGAAGAUGACGGUGAGGAGAGCCCUUCUUUUCUUCUGCAGGAAGAUGUAUCUGUUACUGAGGAGCAGGCUACACAUAAGGACGAGGAAAAAGAGGACGGACCCAUCUUUCUUCCAUUUUCUUCCUUCGAUGAAGAAGCAGAUGACACGUCGAGCACCGUUUUUACAGUGAAAAGAACUCACAGUAUCCGUCUCGAGAUCCAAGGCACUGCUGAAGCGGACCACUUCGAACCCUUUCUCCCCGAGGUGCAAAAUCAGUUUUAUGCGUGGAUGCGGCAAUGUGGUGAAUACGUAGAGGGUCACUUCAACAUUGGGGGGGUAACAAAUCAGGACAAUUGUGUUUUCGUGGUGUGUAAGCUUGAGUGUGACUGUCAAGAGGGUAACAUGGCUACAAAAUAUGAAGUCACUACCAAAUUAAAUGACUUCGUUUCAUCGAAAGCUUUCGAUACUUUCAUUGCCUCCGCUCUAAAAGAUUUGGUCAUCGGUCAUCACCGUGCCCAAGGACCCACAAAGGAACACGGCGACGAUGGGGGCAAGCAGGCUUUCUCGGGUACGCCAAGCGAAGACAGUGACAGUUCUGGCGGCAGUUCCGAAGAAGAAGAAGAAGAAAGUUGUGCAGGCAGCCAAGACAACAGUUCUGGCAGUUCCGAAGAAGAAAGUUUUGCGACGAAAGAAGAAGAAAGUCUUGCGGAAGAAGAACAAAGUCGUGACAACAGCCAUCCCAUCAAUGGAUCAUCAGAGGCGGCAGCCACCGGAAGUGAAGAGCCCCUAGCUGCAGUGCAAGCACAUCAAGCGAAUGAAGGGAACACAGCCAAAUCGCAUCACUCUCAGUAG
This is a messenger RNA of Seminavis robusta, 1401 nucleotides long. The record is from the annotation of a GenBank genome assembly. Lineage: Eukaryota; Bacillariophyta; Bacillariophyceae; Naviculales; Naviculaceae.